Harmonia axyridis is the source of this 349-nucleotide messenger RNA. RefSeq lists its product as uncharacterized. The record is from RefSeq and is a predicted model, not a curated record. Bases 56 to 289 code for a protein of 77 amino acids. Gene Ontology annotation, biological process: determination of left/right symmetry; inner dynein arm assembly; epithelial cilium movement involved in extracellular fluid movement. NCBI's taxonomy places the organism in Eukaryota, Metazoa, Arthropoda, Insecta, Coleoptera, Coccinellidae. The transcript has 2 exons. Gene Ontology annotation, cellular component: outer dynein arm.
AUUUUUGUGAAAUUAGUUUUCAUUUUCACUUAUUGCUGAUGUCAUUCGCUUCAUUAUGUCAUCUUCAUCAAAAGCAGAUAAACAAAGAUUAUAUGUAGAGCUGCAGAAUGCUAUAGAACAGGACAAACUUUAUUGGAUUCGAAAUGAUGCCAAGAUAAAAGCUGCUGUGACUAGCAAGUCAUAUGAUGAAUUUAGGGAGUUGGUGGCAGCAGCCCAUUUGAAAGCUCUGACAAAAGAAGAUAAAGAAAGAAAACAACGUUCCUGGCAAACCUUAACGGAUUAUGAAUAAUUCAUGAUAUUCAUAUAUUGUCUUUCUUGAUAUAUUAUUUCAUAAACAACAUGACUUAAA